AAACUAGCGCGACACAAAACGAACGAUUCGCAAGGUGAUCCGAAGCUCAUCCGGUCGAAGCCUCGGUGUCUCUGGUUAGUCCGAGGUUUGUACUGUCCGCGGAAUGCGACAUGAGUGCGAGCAGUUGUCAUGCGACAGGCGCUGGACUCUUGUGGACCCGAGCGAGAGAUACAGAAACGAGGGAGGAGACGAGCAGAGCUUUGACAUUUGCGUCUUUACGAGAACGCUCCCACGAGGUGACGAUUGGAGUUGAAAUCGGAUCGACUCUCUGACCGAUGCUGGGUCCGUGCCGCGCGAUCCCCUUUGCAGCGUUCCGUGCAUACCACGCUGUUGGACUUUUCGCUCGAGUUGGAAUUUCGUCGUCGCUCACUGCACCCGUCGUCGUCGUUGGAGUGACCGGCUCACGCUCGGUUUCUGCGGCUUCUUGCUGCCCUAGGCUAUUCUGUCCUGCGACGAGCUAUCUCUCGGAUUUUCGAACACCGUCUUUGCACAAGCUGAAUUCUUGGCGUCUCGCAGCGACGAUGCAUCGUUGGGCUCCAUAUUUUACGGGCUCUCGAUCCAUGGAAUCGCGGGAGGAUGCUCCUGCCGCGAUGAAGAGAGAACGAGGGAACUGCUUCCCGCUGUCGGAGACCUGCAAGCUCGUGCUUCAGCGAGGGGAUAUCACCAAGUGGCACGUCGACGGCCAGACCGAUGCGAUUGUCAACGCGGCCAAUCCGAGAAUGUUGGGGGGUGGAGGGGUGGACGGAGCCAUUCACGACAAUGCGGGCCCGGCACUGAGGAAAGAAUGCUUAACAAUUCCCGAGGUGGCUCGUAAUGUUCGCUGCCCGACUGGUGAAGCUAGAAUUACGAGCGGAUGCAAACUGAAAGCCUCGAAAGUCAUACACACAGUUGGACCUAUAUAUCCAGGCAAUAAGAACGCGGAGGAACAAUUAAGGAACGCGUACAGGAAUUCGUUGGCCCUUGCCGUUCAAAGUGGCGUGAAGUACAUCGCUUUUCCUGCUAUUUCGUGUGGUGUAUAUGGAUACCCGGUUGAUGAAGCGUCAGUUAUCGCGUUGAAUGCUGUGAGAGAAAAUUGCGCAGGUUUGGAUGAGGUUUACUUUAUUUUAUUUGAUCAAAAAGCUUAUUUUGCCUGGCUGGAGGAAGCUCAAAACAUAUUUCCUUCCUGACAACCAACAAGAUAGCAACAAACAACAGAUACGCACACUGUCAAGGUGAAAGUGGUAUUGUUGAAAUAAAACAAUUAUUUGUUCUGAAAUCUCGCUUUCUCACUAUUAGCUUGUGACCAGACUCAAGUCAUGUAUCCAGAAGUUUCAUGGCGAAACUAUAAAUUAUACUCUUUGUCAGUGUGCACACUUUUAACGCAUCCAUACUGACUGAGGAAAAUUUCCAGAAUGUGUAACAGAGUAAAGAGUAGGACGUGAUCUUCUGCAUGUAAAUGGAUUUCCACAGUUGUACAGAUUAGCCACAUUAGUCCACUCACGGCGCCAGAGAAGUAGACAGCGUGACUGAAGUGGUAGGAUACAACAAAAUUACCUGUCUUUGUAAAAAGUUUUUGUGCACGCGACUGAAUGUUCUGGUGGACGCGGCUGAAUGAGAUUGACAAUUUACAAUGCGAGAUGCUAUUCCAUCUGUCGUUAUUUUUAACAGUUUGACACUGUAAACUUAAAGAUCUCGAGGAUUUUAUAGUUUAAACCCUAGUUGACAGUGCACAUCUAAGU
Molecule: messenger RNA, 1718 nt
Organism: Marchantia polymorpha subsp. ruderalis
Lineage: Eukaryota; Viridiplantae; Streptophyta; Marchantiopsida; Marchantiales; Marchantiaceae
Source: the annotation of a GenBank genome assembly